AUGCCGCUCCCUCACUCGAAUGCGAAAAUCGAUUCGACGCGCAAAGUCUCCCCAACUUCUUCCGUUUUGGGUAUUUUGCACAAACUUCUCGUCGUCGCCGGAGAACGGCUUAAAGAUGCUCCGAAAGUCAAACUCAUCUCCCGGCUCUGUUUUCCAGUCACUAAUUCCCUACGAUAAUGACUUUUUUCUUGUGAAGUGUGAAAGAUGAGCUUCUGGAAAGGAUGAGCUCAGUUUAAUUUGUAUUUGAUACCUCAUGCGUAGUUUGGAAUAUGAGAAAUUGUUUAAAAAAACGCCCAUGAAAAACAAACGAAAAUGGUCGCGAAAAUUCAAAAAAUAAAUUGAUUAAAAUUAGCUAAUCCGAUUAUUAAAAUUUAAAUAUUCAGUGAAAUGACUUCAUUCGAAUAUACUAUUUUGAACGGAUUCUAAAAAUAAAACAAAAGCGAAAAACGAAAAAAGUGCUCAGAAGACCUCUCUGAAGGUUUUUGGAAGCCGCAAAUGUCAUUGUUUCGGUCACCAGGCAGCAGAAAAGCCUUUUUCCCAGUGACGAUAAAUUGAGAAAAUUUCACUUAGAGCGCUUUUCGAUGCCCGGGUGAUUUCACACGAACGCUGUUCGGUUUUCAUUUUAAUCAGAAUCGAAAUUUUCGAAUUUUGAGGAGUCUCCACCCGAAGUGAUAAAUGAGAACGCACCUCAUCCUCUCGCUAAUUGGCGCCAUCACUGCAAGACCAAACGGACCACUUUCACGUUUGAAGGCAGCCGGCAAAGACAAAAAGAUAUUGCGGCAUUACGUCAACGGGCGGAUCGCAUCGAACGCCGUCUUCUUCUAUAAAAUUCCGCUCGUCGUCACACUUUACCGCCCUGCAAACGAACCAUCUCUGAAUUAA
Caenorhabditis auriculariae is the source of this 882-nucleotide messenger RNA. Lineage: Eukaryota; Metazoa; Nematoda; Chromadorea; Rhabditida; Rhabditidae. The record is from the annotation of a GenBank genome assembly.